Messenger RNA from Ananas comosus (pineapple), 2742 nucleotides. RefSeq names its product serine/threonine-protein phosphatase 6 regulatory ankyrin repeat subunit B-like. NCBI's taxonomy places the organism in Eukaryota, Viridiplantae, Streptophyta, Magnoliopsida, Poales, Bromeliaceae. The record is from RefSeq and is a predicted model, not a curated record. Bases 394 to 2436 code for a protein of 680 amino acids. The transcript has 2 exons. Gene Ontology annotation, molecular function: protein binding.
AAUCCAGACGACGAACUGUUUAUCCAGUGGGCUAGGGCUGAAUCUAGUUUUCAUUAAAAGGGCUCUUUUAUUGCUCUGUAAACUCACAUGCACUCUCUCUCUCUCUCUACUGUGCAGUAAUCUCUCUGCUCUUUUCCACCCUUGCAGAUGCUGAUACUCUGCUCUCUCUCUCUCUCUCUCUUUUUUCCAGUUUCUGUUCCAGUUUCUGAUCCCUCACACACUCUUCCUGAGCUGCUGGCCUGCUGCUCCUCUCUCUCUCUCUAUCUCUUCUAAUCUCCUAACCACACAUCUUUGCUGCAGAUCUUAAUCUGGUUUUUCUCACUUCCUCUUCUAACUCUCUCUCUUUCUCUUUCUCUUUUUUUUUUCUGCUUCAAUCUCACACACAAGAAAAGAAUGUUGGGAGUGGAAUCAGAAUUAGAGAUAAAAGAAGAUGAUACGGAAAAGAAGUACUCCUACCAGUUUCCUCUCCGGUGGGAGAGCACCGGCGACCAGUGGUGGUUCGCCUCCCCCAUCGACGUCGCCGCCUCCAACGGCUACCGCGCCGUCGUCCGCGAGCUCCUCCGCCUCGACCCCAACCUCCUCAUCAAGCUCACCUCCCUCCGCCGCACCCGCCGCCUCGAAUCCCUCUGGGACGACGACGCCGUCGCCGGCGCCGGCGACGGCGACGGACCCGCCCAUCGCCGCGCCUCCGUCGCCCGUGGCCUGUUCCUCGAGUGUGAAUUGAAGGGCGUAACAAUGAACGCGCUCGUGCGCGCCGGGUAUGGCGGGUGGCUGCUCUACGCCGCGGCGGCCGCGGGCGACGUGGGCUUCGCCCGCCACCUGCUCGACAAAAUGCCGCUGCUGGUGUUCGGGGAGGGGGAGUACGGGGUGACCGACAUGCUGUGCGCGGCGGCGCGGAGCGGGGAUGCGGAGGUCUUCCGGCUUCUGCUCGACUCCGCUCUGUCGCCGAGGUGCUCGAGCUCCGGCCCCAGAGAACCGGAGCUGGCGAACCGGCCGGAGGAGUUCCGGCGGGAGAUUGCGAACAGGGCGGUGCACGCGGCCGCGAGGGGCGGGAGUGUGGAGAUUUUGAGGGGGCUUCUCGAGAAUUGCGAGGGCGGUGGGGAUGUGUUGGAUUGCAGGGAUGCUCAGGAAUCGACCGCGUUGCAUUCCGCGGCCGCGAGGGGGCGGGUUGAGGUUGUGAAGUAUUUACUGGCUUCUUAUGACAUAAUCGACAGGAGAGAUAACCAAGGCAACACUGCAUUGCAUGUUGCAGCAUUUCGCGGGCACUUAGCGGUUGUAGAAGCCUUAAUCUCUUCCUCGGCAUCGUCCUUACCAUCGCUAACCAACAAUGCGGGGUAUACAUUUCUUCAUAUGGCGGUGGAAGGUUUCAGGGCUCCCGGUUUCCGAAGGCUCGACCACCAAAUGGAUCUUAUGAAGGAAUUAAUAUCGGGAAAACUUGUAGAUAUUCAGAACAUUAUCAAUAUUCAAAACAACGAAGGCCGGACCGCCCUUCAUAUGGCUUUAAUUGGUACCGUGCACUCCGAUCUUGUCGAGCUCUUAAUGGCCGCUCAAUCGAUCAAUCUCAACAUUCGGGACGUCGAUGGUAUGACCCCAUUAGAUCUUCUCAGAAAAAACCAGCGAUCUGUAUCGUCUGAGAUUUUGAUUAAGCGAUUAGUUUCUUUUGGGGGGAUCUCGAAUUCAAAGGACUACAUCGCAAAAUCGGCCAUUGCUUCUCAUUUUAAGAUGCAUGGUUUAGGUAAUAGUCCUGGUACUUCUUUUAGAAUCUCGGACGCUGAGAUAUUCUUGUAUGCGGAUAUUGAAGCACCGGAGGACAGUGGGCGAGCUACACCGGAGGACAGUGGGCGGCUUAGCUCGUGCUCGAGCGCGUCGCAGAGCGAAAUUUCACAAUUUAGCCCAAACGGUGAAAAGUACGAGUCCUUGAAGAAGAAGAAAAAUUCCUUCUACAAGGUUCUUUUGAAGUGGCGUCAUCGAAAGGGCAAAAAGUCGGAGAAACUAAAGAAACUUGAAGAAGAAGAGUCGUUGGAUUCGUUCCAGAAAUGGAGUCCAUGUGUCAAAAUCCCGACUCCUCUACGGCAACAGUUCUGUAAGCCGACCUCGCUUCUCAACAACAAACGAACUUACGCUAUUAAUACUUCCAUGCCAAGUCCAGACACAAUGAAGAGAUUCGCCGCCAGUUUGAGCCACGGCGUGAUUCAGCCCACGCCGGAUUUGGCUCGCACUUCUCGCUCACCAUCUAGCUCCUUUUCGAGAUCGCCGAUGUUGUCGCCGCAUUUUGACAAACCGAAAGGUGACUGUUUUGACGACGAAAGAAAUGGUGUUGUAGCCUCUUGCUCGAAUUCGCCGGCAAAAAGUGGUAAGCUGAUGAACAAGUAUUUCUCGUUUGGGGCGCAAGGCUCGAACCGCAAGUUCGAGCGGUCGGUUCUCUCUGCAGCUUGACGCACCAGUUGGAAGAGGUUCUUGAAUCAUGAACUUCACUCGUAGAUGCUCUAACAUGGUCCAUUAUUUCCUUUAACUUGUGCUUUUUGGUAUUUCUAGUAUCAUCAUCAUCAUCAAAGACAUGCUUGUAUUGUAUAUGUGUGGUAUGUUUAGAUGCAAUGAAGCUACAAAUGUUGUAUAUGGUGGCUGAUAAUAAAUUGUAUAUUAUCCUCCCAUGUGCUUGGUGCUAUCUACUUUGCCCGUAUUUCGAUGUCGGAAUAAGUUAUCCAAUGAUAUUAUCACUCGUGCAGUGCGAGGAUUUUAUUU